Molecule: messenger RNA, 2952 nt
Organism: Cydia amplana
Lineage: Eukaryota; Metazoa; Arthropoda; Insecta; Lepidoptera; Tortricidae
Product: DC-STAMP domain-containing protein 2-like
Exons: 15
Coding region: 148-2952 (934 amino acids)
Cellular component (GO): membrane
Source: RefSeq, a predicted model, not a curated record
GUCACAAAAUCCUUCUUGGUACUCAUGUAAAAAGUCACAAAAAGAAAAAUAAAACAUUCUGUCUUUCACAAAACGAAAUUGUUAAAUUUUAGAAUAAUGAAGUCCCGAAACAAAUAUAAUAUCAAAUGAGCACCAAAAUCCGCCAAAAUGGCGUAUCUCGCUCUCCUCUGGAAAGCGCAAACUAUAGAAAAAUACAGACUGAAAUAUGAAAAAGAGAAAAUGAAUUCGAUACAUUCCAAGAAAGAAUUACGGAGUACUCUAUAUCAAAAAUGGACCGUGUACCGUAAUGACUCGCAGAAGAAAUUCGAACAAAUUUAUAGAAGCUUGUGCCCUGAGGGUUCGAGACUUGCGAAUUCGUGCACUUUUCUGAAGGAAAAUUCAAGUUUUAUUUUAAAAAUUGUGAUUGGUAUUGUCGGGGGAAUUUUGACAUAUUCUCUUUAUACUGUCUUCGUUUGUCAGCUGUCUGUUUGGUCUGUUUUGGGGUGGGCUAUUGGCUUGGCAAUAACUUUGGGCGUUGUUUUCAGUUCCACAGUCAGAUGCUUGUUUCUACUGUUAAUACCUGGACUCUUCUCACGUGUCGGCCGGUACACCCUGGCCUGCUACGCCUUGGUUCUCAUCCUCACUGGACCAGCCACCAACACUUUGAAGAACCUGGAUACCCUCUCUGCUUCCUUGGCUUGUGGGCAGGAACACAUAAAAUCCAGUGUCAAAGAGAUCAAGGAAUCCAAGGAGAGCCCGUUGAAUCUGGUCCAAGAAACGAUGAGCGGGACCAUAGAGAAGAUCCAAUAUUUGGCUGCGAAUAUGAAGAGUUUGAUGGUGAGGAUACAUCGCCUGGCCAUAAGUAUAGCUCACGUCCUCCAAUCGUCUCUAUCCUGGCUAAAUUCCAUCGAACUGACCUGCAACGAGAAACUUGGAACACCAUACGAGUACUGCACCAAAAUCCUUGCACAAGGAACGGAAGAUUGCUAUGAAGAGUUCCCGGAACUGUCAAACCAGUGGGAUUGGAAGGUGAUAGUGAAAGCUGUGUGUUUUAACCUGAAGCUAGAAGAGCCAUACUGCGUGGUCGGAGAUUUUGCGAAGGGAAGCAUUGUGGCUACUGUUAAGAAAAAACUAAAUACAUACUCAACCCGCCUGCAAUCUCUGCUCUCCGUCGACAUUCACAUCCGCCGCUCCCACUCUUGCUGCAACGGCAGCCAGCCCGUGAGCCAAGCGGUCGCCGGCGUCAUCACCGACCUGCGCAACCGCGCUGACACGCUGCUGGCCUGGCUGUCUUGGACCUGCGCGCUUACUGGCUUGUUCCUGAUGCUCAUUAUACUUAGAGCAAAGUACUACCUGCACAUGUUCAAGACUCGAUCUCGAUUUGACAACCGCUAUGUGACAAAGGAACUUCGGGAGCUGGACCUGAGGAGGCAGAGGCAAGGCAGGGAGACAGUCCUGCCUCUGAAUACUAGGGAGAGGGCUAAAUACGUUGCGACAUCGUCGAUCCGUCUGCUCCCGUCAGAGAGGAUGUACCUGACCAGGUCCAUAGUGUUCAUGGUGAUCACGACCCUCAAGCUGAUGAUCCACAUGGUGGCCGACUACAGCCUUUAUUGGGUGUUGAUGAACGUACGGUUCCAUGGCAGUGAGCAGAGCUUUCAACCUACCAACCGCACAGAGAGAAUCCUAGUGUCAGGCUCGGGUCCUCUGGCGGCGACAGUCCGCGUGGUGCUGGAGGCUCUGAGUGUGCCUCUUAUACUGCCCGCGGCAUCCACGGCGGGCUGCCUGCCCGACCCACACCCGCCGGACUUACGACGAUACGCGCACAUUGGAACCCUCAUUCUGCUGCUGUGGCUGCUAGCGCUGUUCGAGCCUUACGGCUUGAGACUUCGACACGUGAUCUCAGGCCGUUACGAGCCGGAACGAGCUAAGGCUCGAGCAGUCUGGCUUUACUAUCACAUUAUUAGGACGAGAAGCUGCUUCCUGAAAUACGCUAGAAGGAAACUACACAGACAAUUCAAAUAUAUGUCGGAGGAGAAAUACACAUUUCAAAAUUUGCUAAAUAAUUGUAUACCGUGCCAGUGGUUACGGACUUUGCUGGGAGUGGGACCAGCCGAGCUGCAUUGCUUGCUGUGCUGUACGAAACACCGUCAAGAAGAUCUCGAUCGACAUCUGAAAAGAUGUGAAACCCCCUCGUGCCCCGGAGUGUACUGCGCCCGGUGCUUCAUGGACAUCGGACAGCUCUGCACGAUCUGCUACUCGCCCGAAGACUACGGCGACUUGAGCGAUGUCAGCCUGGAGAAGUUUGCCUCUGAUGACAAUAGCAGUGACGAUUCUGAUUAUGACGGUGAUGAUAAUAUACCUCUCAUGGGAACGCAAGAUUAUGAAAUAAAUGAGGACGAGAAAGGUACAUGGAGUAAUCGUAAUAAGGAAAACAAUAGUAGCGUGUUUUUGUAUUCAAGAUGUAGAAGUGGUAAUGAAGAAGCAACACCGCUCUUAGAUUUUGAUUUUUUGAACAAAGAUUACGCUCAACGAGGAAUGAUUAAAAUGAAAUGUAAUAAUACUUUUAGUACACAUAAAGUAGAUGGAGAUUUUCCAAUCACGAGCGAAGCCAUAUUUAAACCUAAUCAGACUGAUAUGACAGAUGAAAUAAUAGCAGAUAAAAUUGUUCAAAAUAAUGAAGAUAAGGCAAACUUAUCGCCUUUAUACAAAAGUAGAAAAGCUCCAAUUGUUUUUGGAGAUACAGAUGUUACAGUAAACGGCAUAUCAUUUCCCAAGCGAAAAUUAGGUGCUAUUAUAAAAAUGAUGAUGCUCCUAACUACAAAGGAUGAGAAUUGUAAUAAAUACAAACGUAACCUUACUACCAAACACAAGCCAUUCGAAUAUCUUUUCAUGGAAAUGUUUCAGCCUUCUAAGUUAUUUCACAGAAUAUCUUUAGCGAGACGUAAUAAACGCAAUCAAGAAAUCAAUAACUAA